UCUUUUCUCUCCACCUCUCUCUCUCCCACUCCCUCCGCCAUUCCAUCAGGUCCUCACAAACACAGAAGUUCAGAGGGAAGACAGCUCCCUUACCAGAGAAGGAAAGAAACAAAGAAACGGAGGAAGAGAGAAAGAGUGAGGGGAAUAAAAAAAGAAGUGGUAUUAACAGUGGAGGACAAGUUUUGGAGGAGAGGAGAGCAAAGGGAGAGAGGGGUGGUUUGGGUGGGGGGUGGGUAGCGUACAAGGCUGCUCCGUCUGUCUCCUCUAUCCCUCCGUCUCCGUCGCCGUGGGUUCACAGCUCUCCCUCCCCCCCUCCCUCGCUCCCUACCUCCCCCGCUCGCUGCUGGCGGGAGCCUCCGAGCUGCUGCGGCGGAGGUCGUCUCGGAUGGAGUCGCCGAGAGACGUAGGAGGAGAGACGAUGGAGCGCGGGGAGCGGGCCGAGCCUCUGACCGAUGCCGAGCGGGAGAUCAUCCAGAACACCUGGGUACACGUCUACGAGAACUGCGAGGACGUGGGCGUGUCGGUCCUCAUAAGGUUCUUUGUGAACUUCCCGUCGGCCAAGCAGUACUUCAGCCAGUUUCAGGACAUGGAUGACCCAGAGGAGAUGGAGCGCAGUGUCCAGCUGAGGCACCACGCCCGCCAGGUGAUGGGCGCCAUCAACAAGGUGGUGGAGAACCUCCACGACCCAGAGAAGGUGUCCUCUGUUCUGGCUCUGGUGGGCAAGGCGCAUGCUGUCAAACACAAGGUGGAGCCUAUGUACUUUAAGAUCCUGUGUGGUGUAAUGCUGGAGGUGUUCUCGGAGGACUUCCCAGAGUUCUUCACGGCAGAAGUGCAAAUGGUGUGGACCAAACUGAUGGGGGCGGUGUACUGGCAUGUGACGGGCGCCUACACAGAAGUUGGCUGGGUGCAGCUCUCCAGCUCGGCAGUGUGAGGGGCGAUAGCGGGGGUGAUUUUUAGGGCUGAGACUGUUCAUAGAAUAUCUUGUUGUGUUCAACUUUUGGGGGAGUCUUUCCCCUCUCCCUGCUGACUCAUUGUGUGUACUUUACUGUAUAGCCCCUGAGAUGUUGUCUGUAUAGCCCCCGAGGCGUUGUCUGUAUAGCCCCAGAGGUGUUGUCUGUAUAGCCCCUGAGGUGUUGUCUGUAUAGCCCCAGAGGUGUUGUCUGUAUAUCUCCUUAGGUGUUUUCUAUAUAGCCCCUGUGGUGUUGUCUGUAUAGCCCCUGAGGUGUUGUCUGUAUAGCCCCUGAGGUGUUGUCUGUAUAGCCCCUGAGGUGUUGUCUGUAUAGCCCCUGAGGUGUUGUCUGUAUGGCCCCUGAGGUGUUGUCUGUAUAGCCCCUGAGGUGUUGUCUGUAUAGCCCCGGAGGAAUUGUCUGUAUAGCCCCGGAGGAAUUGUCUGUAUAGCCCCGGAGGUGUUGUCUGUAUAGCCCCUGGGGUGUUGUCUGUAUAGCGUACAGUAAGUGAGCGUGUGUAUUCUCUAUGCCCUCAUCCAACCCUCAUUGUAGUAUUGUAAAUCUCCAAUGCUUUCAAGGGAACUAAGGGCUCCAUUUUAGGGAGUUUUGUUGCUCACUGAAUGUAUGCCACUUUGGAUUCCCAAACACACCCUGUCUCUUUCCAUGCCCAUCUCAUGCACUAUACAAACACACCCAUCUGCUAACACCCUGUCCAUACGGCGAGUGGCUAUUUAAAUGUAGAAACAAUUUCAAAGUGAUGGGAUAGAGCUACAGGCUGACAGACCACUGUUAAGGUGCCAUCUCCUCUUUAUAAGCAUGCAUGCACGAGCACACACACACACACAAACACACACAUACACCACUCUGCCGACUUUGACCGCCCACAUGCUAAUAUUUACGGAGCAUUUCCUUGGUUUACAUUUCCUCAUUAAACUCUCCAUUAAGGGUUUAAGAAACUGACUCCGGAGGUCUCUGGAAAUACAACGGACCCUUUGAAGUAGCAUCAGUGUAUCUUUCACCUCUGAACCACUAGGGUUAAGAAAAAAUAUGAAUAUCGACCAUAUCUGAUAUACUAAGCACUCUACAACCCUACCAAGAGGUCUAGACACUUUGGUACAGUUUAAACCAUGUUGGGUUGGCAUGUACAAUACAGUGCCACAAGUUGGAGCCCUGCUCCCGACUUUUCCCCUGAAUACACUGCAAAUGGAUUUCGAGUGUCAGUUUAGAUCCAAUCUCCUCUGUGUCUCUGAUAGUAACUCCUCUGGUCCCUCUCAGAUUUGUCAUUUACCAUUAAUGAGGAAGUAAUGGGGCUCCGAUCUUCCUCUUGUGGUCAUUCAUCAACUAUCUCCCCUACUCUCUCAUCCUUUCUUUCCUCUGGCCAAAUGCUGAGAGAGAACGUCCCUCUAUCUGCUUUGCUACCAUGGCUAUUUGGCUAAUAAUAUAAUUAUAUUCAUAUUCUACUGCCUUCUCCUUUGUUGUUCCUUUGGAGGCCAGCAGUAAAGUUACAAGAUCAAGGAUAUACAGUUGGCUUAUAUGGCUGAUAAAUAACCGCCACAGGAAGUUGAGCUAAUACAAUAUGACAAACUCAUUCAGCAAGAGACCAGUGGCUGUAGAUGAGAGGAAAUGAGGUGGAUUACUGUAGAAGUUGUUGUCUAUAAUAAAUUAUCUCUCCCAUUUACACCUACAGACCAAUACACUCACCAGUCUCACACUGCUAGCAAAACAUUUGACUUCAGAUCUUGAGUACAAACCCGUUAGAGGUCAGGCUCCUCUGUUCCUCUGAGUAGCUCGGGGUGGAGGAGUAUUUGUGUUGGGCGUGAGCCGCUCCGACAGGUUGUUUUAUUAAACACGUCACCCAUAAUUCACAAAAUGGCUACAUUUAUGUUUUAAAUUCUCCCUUCAGCUGUAAGCUCGUACCCUCCAUCUGCAGAGUUUUCCUCCCUGACACUCUCUCGUGAACACACACACACACACACACACACACACACACACACACACACAGAGAGAGACAUCAUAUACUACAUCUGGGACUUCUUGUUGUGAAUUGUUUUUUUGUCAGUGAGUUUUAAAAGCUUGGACUUUAUAUUUUUCUAAAUAUAUAAAACACAAUAAUUAUCUGUUUAUGUAUUUGGAAUGGAAUACUUUAUAUAACUAUGAUUAUAUACAUUUGUUGACUGGGGCAGUGGGAGUGGUUUUGUGCUGUUUUAGCAUGUUUGCACAGCCUCCUACAGACAUGUACCUUUGCAGACCUGGUGAAAUUAACUAUAAACAACUAUCAAUAAAGUGAUAAUUACCUACA
Messenger RNA from Oncorhynchus nerka (sockeye salmon), 3246 nucleotides. RefSeq names its product cytoglobin-2-like. The coding region runs from base 386 to 931 and encodes 181 amino acids. Gene Ontology annotation, biological process: oxygen transport. Lineage: Eukaryota; Metazoa; Chordata; Actinopteri; Salmoniformes; Salmonidae. The record is from RefSeq and is a predicted model, not a curated record. Gene Ontology annotation, molecular function: iron ion binding; oxygen binding; heme binding. The transcript is spliced from 3 exons.